AUGUCUACAUUAGGUGAAGCUUUUCAGAAAAUGUCCGCAUUAGGUUUAGCUGCACUUUCAGUAGUUUAUUCACAUUCACAAAAUCUAUUCAAACAAACACUUCCUUAUUAUACAUAUAAUAUGAUUGGUUAUGAUGGCGUUCGAUGUUUUUUUGUACUGUCAGCUUUUUUAUUAACGUUUCGUGGAAUGUUAGAAUGGGAAGCAUACCUUGAAAAAAGAAAUAUUCCAAAAGAAGAAGAGGUGGCGAAAAAACAAUUAGGUAAUCUUGAGUAUCGAAAUGUUAGCGGGCUAGAUUCAAAGACAAUAAAAAAUUUAUCAGCAAGAAAAGGAAUUUCCUCAAUAUUAUAUGAUAAUUUGCCAGCAAUUAAAAUAUGGGCCAAAUUUUUUCUACGUAGAUUUAUGAGAGUAUAUCCACCUUAUGCCAUUCUUUUGAUUUUAAUUGCCUACAAUCAACUUAUUGUAAUCAUAAUAGGAUAUGUAGGACUUGGACAUCUAGGAAAAAAACUUAUGAAAAUCACUGCUUAUGAAGAAAAAGGAGAAUUGAUUGGUCGGGUUAUUGCCUUUUCUAUAAUUGUAUUUGCACGUACAAUUAUUGCAUUCACUCUUGAUGAUAGAAAUCCUUUAUGGUUAGAAGGCACAGCUCAUUAUUUUUUAGCUGGAUCAUUAGGAGCUAUAUUAUAUAGAGAAGCUAUUAGAUUAAAUUUAUUACCAAAGAGUGAAGAGGAAGAGAAAAAAGAUGAUAACAAUGAUGAAGAAAACAUUUACAAAAUUCAAAAAAAACCUAAAAAUAAAAAGGAUUUAUUAAUGUCAUUAGUAUAUAAUUAUUUUUACCAAAAAAUACCUACAUUUCACACGGCACUUCGUAAUAUGUUUGAUUUAUCUUGUUACAUAAUGUUUAUAAUAAUUUUAUGUACAAUGCCAAGAUUAUCAUCAAAAGUUUUGGGCUAUUCUAAUGAUCUUCGGUUGGAGAUAAAUGCAGGAGGGUUAUUAUAUGCAGCCUUAAUUCUACUUGGGCUGUUAUCACGCAAUGAAUCAUUUGUGAAAUUAUUAUCAUGGAAUUAUUUUUGUUUUUGUGGCAAAAUUUCAUUUAGUAUCUAUCUUUUACAUCCAAUAGCCUUCAAUCUGGUAAAUAAUUAUAUUAAUGAGUAUCUUACAUUUAUUGGUAAUGUUGAAACACUCAAGGAUGUAGAUCAAUCAGAUCCAAUUGAAAAAAAUAAUGAUAUGUUUGAUUCGGUGAUGUUAACUUUUUUGGUUACAAUAAUUCUAGCAUGGUUUUAUCACAAAUUCAUUGAAUUGCCAUUCAUGAAUUUGGCAAAUGCUAUUGCAAGAAAAUGGUUAAAAUAG
Entrophospora sp. SA101 is the source of this 1344-nucleotide messenger RNA. The record is from the annotation of a GenBank genome assembly. Lineage: Eukaryota; Fungi; Glomeromycota; Glomeromycetes; Entrophosporales; Entrophosporaceae.